CUCGUACCGUCAAUCCGUUCUCGACCGUCGCAGAAUUCAACAACUGUUCUCGUGACAAAUCCAGCCAAAAAAUUGUACUCCGAAUUUUUUUCGUCGAAACUCGUUAAUUUUCAAAUUUUUUAUCGACAUUUUUUCACCUCUGUGGUUCGGAUCCGGUCUCCCGCAAUCAACGCGUGAAAUUUUCGCCAGUGCUCGUAGUUCUGAGCAGUGUAAAUUGUACAUACCUAAGUACCUCCUACACAUCGAUAGCCAAUAUGAGAUUCGCGAUAAUCGGAUUCUUAGUGCUGGUGAUGGGCGCCGCCGUCAAGGCGCACAUACACUUCAUCAGACUGGCUCUGCUGGCGGCCAUGGGAUUGGCCGGCAUGUGGAUGAUGCACAAGCUCGCGCAAGAUUGGCACAAGAUUUCGUCUAGCAGACCCGCCAAGCCAGCCGCCAUGGCCGGAAGGCUUUUGGGACUCUGGAAGAGAUCUAUACCAGACGAGCACGUUAAUGCGUACGUCGAAGAAUCCCUGUCCGAUUUCUACAAAUUCGACGAAAUCCUUAGACAAGACAGGUCGACGUGUGCGAGGAAAAUGAUUUGUCAAAUCGCGGCCACGCCUGAAAAGCAGCUCAAUCAAGUGGAGAUCAAUCUACUCAAAUUGCUGAGUCCCACUGAACACUUUGGCGAAAAUGUGGCAAAGAACAUAUUCCGAAAGGCCAUGGAUUUGGGACGGAGUAAAAAGAACGUGGAGGCGUGUCAUUCAGAGUAUAAAAAAUGCAGAUUCAACACAAGACAAAUGUUUAAAUUAUUCAGUUCGUUCAUGUGACCCUGACUCAUCGUUCUGCGCCCGUUUGUUUUCUACCGAUUCAAUACGAGCCUGUAAAUUAUGUGCCAAAUACGUGUAUUAUUACUACUACUACUACUAUUAUUAUUAUUAUUAAUAUUAAUAUUAUUAUUUUUUAUUUGUUAUUAAUCAAUUGAUUAACAGCAUGUAAUAUGUAAUUAUUUUGUAUGCAUAUAAUUAGCAAAGUUGGGCAAGUUAGUCGUUGUUUUUUACUAAACAAAAUUAAGUCAAUCAUUAUAAAUCAUUAUAAUUAUAAAAUAUCAAUAAAAUUAGAUUUAAAGUUGUUAUAUUGUUAUCUUAUAUUUAAAAUAUUUUCAACAGUAGAUAAGUUUAUUGGAAAUUAGUAUUGAGAUCAGUGAAUAUAUACACUAAAUAAAGUAUAAUAUUAUGUAUAACUGGACAUAAACAUUUAAAAUGAAAAUUUGAAAAUAAGAAAAUUACCCAAAUCAUAUACCAUGCAAUUAUACAUUUGUCAAAAUAUGCAUAAUUUAUUUUAACGCAUUUAUUCAUAGUUAAAUCUAUAUUAUAGUACAAAGUGAAGUUAGAAAAUGACUUAGGAUAGUUAAUUUUAUAAUGAUUGAGUCGUAAAGUUACCGUAAAAAUAACUGUCUAAUUAGUAAGUACUAAGUGCUCAACUUUGAAUAUCGAGUGUAUACUUUACAUACGUCUAGUUGUAAUAAAUCGUCAUUGUUAUCAUUAAUAUUUCACCAUAUUGUUAUGUUGUUAUCGUUAUAGUGGACGUGGCACCGUAUAAUAAUAUCAUUAUUAAUGUAUGAAAAAUCGUUUCAUUGGAUAUUGUACCAAAAUAAAUAUAUAUAUGUAUGGUA
Rhopalosiphum maidis (corn leaf aphid) is the source of this 1651-nucleotide messenger RNA. RefSeq lists its product as uncharacterized. The coding region runs from base 255 to 806 and encodes 183 amino acids. The transcript is spliced from 4 exons. NCBI's taxonomy places the organism in Eukaryota, Metazoa, Arthropoda, Insecta, Hemiptera, Aphididae. The record is from RefSeq and is a predicted model, not a curated record.